Messenger RNA from Xyrauchen texanus (razorback sucker), 1137 nucleotides. It is a transcript of the gene ocstamp, whose product is annotated as osteoclast stimulatory transmembrane protein. Lineage: Eukaryota; Metazoa; Chordata; Actinopteri; Cypriniformes; Catostomidae. The record is from RefSeq and is a predicted model, not a curated record.
AUGGCAGGGGCACUGCUGCCCAUACUUCUCCACUGGCUUACAGACUUUCUAUAAUAUGAUGCUCAGAGAGCAGGGGUUGCAGCUUUUAUCUAUGCUACAUCGGUGUUCAUCCUGUCAUUCCUCAUCCAUCCGUUUUGAUAUGCCUUCACGCUGAUCUUCCCAAUGUUGGGCACAAGACAGAGCCGUAAAAUCAUCAUGUCCACAUCUGUGAUGAUUGUAGUGCUUUACAUUCUACCCAUCAUGGCUGCCAACAUUGCAACUUUAACACAUGUGGUGAAAUGUGCAUCAGAACAGCUUUCGCAAAGUCCCCGGAGCAGCACAGAGCUCUUCAACACCAUAAAGGACAAUGUAUUCAAAAGAGCAGAGAAGAGUGUGGAAGGUACUUUAGGGCAAAUUCUGCGUGAUUUUGAUCACACUACAAAUAUUAGUGUUUCAGAAGUGAAGGAACAGUUGAAUUUCUGGAGUAAACGAAUGCAGGAGGAUUUCUGUAAAGUUAAAAGUCACAUACAGGAUCUGAAGUUGCUAACGAGCAGAAUAUUUGAAGCGGCUUUUGUUCUGUAUUUGUUUACGGAGUCUAUCCUCUACCUUCGCUCAUAUUUGACAUCUGUGAGAUUUGACAACAUCACAGGUGGGCUGUGGAGCAAAGCAGCUAGUAAAUGGAUCACUGUGAUUGAUGGUGAACUACUGAUGACAAUCUUUCUGAUAGUUCUGGACCACUUGUACUCCUUAUUGAAAUCAGGUGGUCCUUGGAUUUCCAACAUACCAUCUACCAAUGUCAGAAUCAUUGUCCACUUCAAGGUAAUUAAUUCCACCAGCUUUCUGACAACUGUGAUACAAAUGACGACAACGAAUGGCUAACACAGACUUUUUAACUUCAACAGAUCUUACACAGUAAAUCUGUGUCAUGUCCAGCCCAGUAAGCUGGAGGUCUAUGUAAAAUGCCUUCGAAAGAAAGUUGCAGCUUCUUUCUUCCAGCAGCAAGAAGAAAGAAGGAUUUAAUUUCUUAUUAAGAAAAUUCAAGAAAAGCAAAAAACAAGGCAAAUUCAGGGUUUAUUUAUAGAAACCAAACACAAGGAUGAAGAUACCAAGAAACAGAUUUCUGGCAUGACAAGGGGAAUAAACCGAUCAUAUAAGUGA